AUGGAGAAGGGAAAAGGUAGAGAAAAGCGUAAUUACAGCAAGGAUGUACAGGCACCACUAAAUCAAUAUAGCGAUAGCGAAGGGGUUGUCGCCAAUGGCGGCUGGCACGAGGCCGAUAAUGCUUCACACGAUGCACAGGAUCUCGAUUGGGAUAAGCCGCCUGCCUACGAAUUUCACGGGUCUGGUCCAAACAUUGAGACGAGUGUUGUUGCUCAAGAUGAUGGGAGAGUUUCCAUCAAUUUCGCGGCUAGUGAGAAGCUACCCAUUUCAAUUCCAGCGGAGCCAAAGCCUUAUACCCCACCCAAUAUCGCUAAUCACAAAUCUCCUUCUCUGAAUAUCGUGAUUCAAAUCGUCGGCAGCAGAGGCGACAUUCAACCAUUUAUAGCUUUGGGGAGCGCACUGCGAACAUCAGGGCAUCGUGUGAGAAUUGCGACCCACGAUGUUUUCCGAGAUUUUGUAAAAGCCACCAACUUAGAGUUUUUCCCUAUCGGUGGGGACCCUGCAUCCCUCAUGGCCUACAUGGUCAAAAACCCAGGAAUAAUUCCAAAGUUCGAAACGAUCAUGAGCGGCGAGAUCUCGCAGAAACGUAAGAUGGUAUAUACCAUGCUUGAGGGAUGUUGGAGAUCCUGCAUUGAGCCAGAUCCGGAAACAAAUAUACCGUUCGUUGCAGAAGCAAUAAUUGCCAACCCACCAAGUUUUGCCCAUGUGCAUUGUGCGGAAGCUUUGGGCAUUCCUUUACACUUAAUGUUCACGAUGCCUUGGAGCCCUACAAGGGCAUUUCCUCAUCCUUUGGCCAAUAUUGAACGAUCAGACUCAGAUCUACGAACUAUGAAUUACUUAUCCUAUGCGCUUGUGGAGAUCAUGACCUGGCAGGGACUUUCGGAUGUUAUAAACCUGUGGCGCAAAAAGUCACUGAGUCUCGAACCAAUACCAACGGCAACGGGCCCUCUACUUUGCGACACACUUCAAAUCCCCUUCACCUACUGUUGGUCACCUGCAUUUGUGCCAAAACCAGCGGAUUGGGCAAAUUAUCUUGAUGUGUGCGGUUUUUUCUUCAGAGAAGAGCCAGAUUAUACCCCUGAUGCGGAAUUGGACAGCUUCUUGAGAAGUGGUCCACCUCCCGUAUAUAUUGGUUUCGGUAGUAUUGUCAUUGACAGUCCAGAGAAGUUGACCAAUAUUUUGAUCGAAGCGGUUCGAGCUUCCGGGUCAAGAGCAAUUAUCUCCCGUGGUUGGAGUAAGCUUGGUUCUGGGCUGAGCGAGUAUGCCAACCCAGAUAUUUUUUUCCUAGGCGAUUGCCCUCACGAAUGGCUGUUCAAGCACGUAUCUUGUGUUGUACAUCACGGCGGUGCUGGAACCACGGCAUGCGGUCUUCUAAAUGGACGCCCGACAGCCAUUGUCCCAUUCUUUGGCGACCAAGCAUUCUGGGGGCAAAUGAUUGCUGCAGCAGGCGCGGGACCUCUUCCUCUCCAUCACAAAUCCCUCAGCCAAGACAAUCUCACUCAAGCAAUUCAGUACUGCUUAACACCAACAGCAAUGAGUGCGGCCACCGAGAUCUCAGAAAAAAUGAGACAAGAAAGUGGUGUCCAAAGAGCUGUAGAAUCCUUCCACACCAAUCUGCCAGUAGAUGCCCUCCGCUGCGAUAUUCUUCCCGAUCAAGCUGCUGUAUGGCAAUACAGUAGCAAGAGCAAGAAGGGUUUCAAGACGUCUGUCAAGCUAUCUGAUGAAGCUGCUUUUACACUUGUAGACCAGAAGAUAAUUGACCCAAAGUUUUUGAAGCUCUACCAACCCAAACCAAUCUCGAUCGAAAAUCUCCGCUGGGAUCCUGUAUCGGCCGGAACCCAUGUUCUUCUCAGCACUAUGACCAACUUCACCCUUGGCUUCAGCGAGGUCUUUACCGGGCCUGCGAAAGCAUUUCAAAGCAAAGAUAAUGGUGGCGGUGGUAAAGAAGCAGCUAAGACUUUUGGAAAGGGGUUUGGAAAGAUGGUAGGCGUACUUCCGAAAGCCACACUAGUGGAUUUUCCGUUAGCUUUGACUGAGGGUCUGCAUCAAAUGCCUAGAUUGUAUGGCGAUGAGGUGAGGGAUCAUGGAAAGGUCAAGGAUUGGAAAAGUGGCGGUGUUGUAGCUGGGAAGAAUUUUGGCUACGGGUUCAUGGAUGGCCUAUCCGGCACAAUCACCAAACCCUACAAAGGCGCGAAAGAAGGCGGCUGGGCCGGUUUUGGAAAGGGGGUAGCGAAAGGCGCAAUGGGGUUAGUUACUGGCCCUGGAUCGGGUAUGUUUGGUCUCUUUGCGUAUCCAUUUUUAGGAAUGUAUAAGUCCAUUACUACAUCUUCGCUGUCGCCGACUGGGGAGAAGAUUGUUUUGGCGAGACAAGUUUAUGGGAGCUAUAUGGCAUUAGAGAGGGAGAGUAGGAAUAAGGGGGAGAGUGAUGAGGGGGAGGAGAGAGUGGUAGCGGGGUGGGAGAAGUUGAAAAGUGCUGAGUGA
Molecule: messenger RNA, 2481 nt
Organism: Botrytis byssoidea
Lineage: Eukaryota; Fungi; Ascomycota; Leotiomycetes; Helotiales; Sclerotiniaceae
Exons: 10
Coding region: 1-2481 (826 amino acids)
Biological process (GO): carbohydrate metabolic process
Molecular function (GO): UDP-glycosyltransferase activity; hexosyltransferase activity
Source: RefSeq, a predicted model, not a curated record